This is a messenger RNA of Nicotiana tabacum (common tobacco), 2432 nucleotides long. Its product is annotated as O-fucosyltransferase 9-like. The record is from RefSeq and is a predicted model, not a curated record. Lineage: Eukaryota; Viridiplantae; Streptophyta; Magnoliopsida; Solanales; Solanaceae.
AUUAAUCCAAGCCAUUGGUCAAGGACUCCUUUCUCUAUCUCUCUCUCUCUCCCUUUUUUCAAACUAAGUUAUCAAAACUCUCCCACUGUCAGUGUCGGUGAGCCUUUGACAGCCAUAUAUAUAUAGUUAAAAGUUAGAACUUCCCCACCACCACCACUAUCAUCAUCAUCACCACCACCACCACCAUCAAUAUUCCACCAUUUUUUUAGUGUUCCCAACUGUUUUGCCCUAAUACUAUUUUUUUCUAUCAAUACAGUACGAAAUAACUCCGUUCAGUAAUAUUUAGCUUCUGCAAUUUCUCUCAUCUAUUUUAAUGAGUUCAAACUACUCUUAAAAUUGUGGGUUCAGAUCUAAUGCGUGUUGAGACUUUAGUAGGUUUUACAUAUUUAUAUCCAUACUAGUGUUGGGCUUCUUUUCCUUCCCCUGUUUUUGAGAGUAACACAAACGGCAACUACCACUGAUCUGACGGCUGAGCUCAGGUUAUGUGGUUUUGAAGAAAUUCCCAAUUGCGUCCACAAAUAUGCACGGCCUAAGCCGGCUAGGGAAUGGCGUGUCUCCGCCAUCGUCCCCUCGUUUGCGUCAUGGGCGGAAUAAUAAGAACAGUGCUGCCUUUGGAGUUGGAGGUGGAGGAGGUAUUUCCCUAAAACUGCAGGAAAAGUUGGGUUUUAUGAUAGUAUCUGCUGUAUAUAGGCGAAGAGGAGUUUUACUUUUUGCUCCUUUAUUGUAUAUAUCUGGAAUGUUGUUAUAUAUGGGUACUUUAGGCUUUUUUGAUGCAUCUGCUGCUACAACUGAGGUGUCUCCACCUGGAUCACUUUACCGUAGCCCACAGGUUUUUGAUAAGCUCUGGCCUUUCAUGGAUUCCUACAACAAUGGAUCCUCCAAUUUGUUAACAAAUGUGUGGAAUCCCAAGUUGCAUCAAGUUUGGAAGCCUUGUUCUGUUUCUCAAGAAGGUUUCACUGCUCAGUUGCCAAAGUCGAAUGGGUACCUCAUAAUCGAAGCGAAUGGUGGACUGAACCAACAAAGGUUAUCGAUAUGUGAUGCUGUAGCAGUUGCAGGAUUACUGAAUGCUACUCUUGUGAUUCCAAUUUUUCAUUUAAACAGUGUUUGGCGAGAUUCUAGCAAGUUUGGCGACAUAUUUGAUGAGGACUUCUUCAUAUAUGCACUAAGAAAUCAUGUGAAAGUGGUCAGUCAACUCCCUGAAGAUGUACUGCUUCAGUUUGAUAAUAAUAUAAGUAGCAUUGUUAACUUGAGAGUAAAGGCAUGGUCUAGUCCAACCUAUUAUCUUCAAAAGGUCCUGCCUAAGCUGAAGGAGUUGGGGGCUGUUCGCAUUGCGCCUUUUUCUAACAGAUUGGCCCACUCGGUUCCUCCAAAUAUACAAGGGCUGCGUUGUUUGUGCAAUUUCGAAGCGCUUAGGUUUUCAGAGCCCAUACGGAUGCUUGCAGCAAAGAUGGUUGAUCGAAUGAUAAAAAGGAGCUCGAAAACGAGUGGGAGAUAUGUUUCGGUGCACCUCCGCUUUGAAGAGGAUAUGGUUGCAUUUUCGUGCUGUAUAUAUGAUGGUGGGGAAGAAGAAAAACAUGAGAUGGAUAUUGCCCGUGAAAGAAGUUGGAGAGGAAAAUUCAGGCGAAGGGGAAGAGUUAUAAGGCCAGGUGCAAACCGAAUCGAUGGGAAGUGCCCGCUAACUCCACUUGAGGUAGGCAUGAUGCUUAGAGGCAUGGGGUUCGACAAUAACACCUCACUUUAUGUUGCUGCGGGGAAAAUUUACAAAGCUGAGAAAUAUAUGACCCCACUCAAACAGAUAUUCCCGCGUCUGGAAUCAAAAGAUACAUUAACUUCCAGAGAAGAACUUGCUCCAUUCGAGGGACACUCAUCUAGGUUGGCAGCACUUGAUUAUACAGUUUGUCUUUAUAGUGAAGCCUUUGUCACAACUCAGGGUGGCAACUUUCCGCACUUCUUAGUGGGUCACAGAAGAUAUCUGAAUGAAGGACAUGCAAAGACAAUCAAACCAGAUAAAAGGAAAUUGGCUCUUUUGUUUGACAGCCCGAAUAUCAGAUGGAACGACUUCAAACGCCAAUUGCAAGACAUGCUUCAUCAUAGUGAUUUAAAAGGGGUUGAGUUAAAGAAAUCUAGUAGUUCCCUCUACACAUUCCCAAUGCCAGAUUGCAUGUGUAAGCAAGCAGAUGUUAAGAGUGCAAGUGGUAACAAGACAAGACUGCUAUGAUACUUUAGGAUAGACAAAUAGCUAUAAAAAAGGUUAUAUAUAUAUUUGCAAAGGGAAUACCCAGUAGCUAUAGUAAAGGUUCUAUACUUGUAAUUUUUGUGCCUUUCAGUAAUCCAUUCUUUUGGACCUGAGUGCAGUGUCCUAUAAUUCAUUAGAUAUUUCGGAAGUCUAUUGGCUGUGUUGUUUAUACUGAAAUUCUCAAGUUCAUUGUAAA